UAUACAUGUAUGCACAGAAAUACCUACAUUUUAAGCAUGCGUAUGGAUUAACAUACGCAAUGAAAAAUAAAAUUUUGCACUCAAGAGUCACAGUGAAAAUAACUGGAAACACUGGGCCUGAACACCUCUGAGCCCCAUGCUCUGAUUCAAUGGCAGAGUCUGGCGGCGAAUGUCCUGCUGACCCCCUUCCGUGCGAGGAGCUGUGUGACAGGGACGAGUCCUGUCCCCAGGGGCAUAAAUGCUGCAGCAGUGGCUGUGGCCACUCCUGCCGUGGAGACAUCAAGGGAGGGCGGGCUGGUGAUUGUCCACACAUUUUGGUGGGCCUGUGCAUUGUCAACUGCAUGAUGGAUGAGAACUGCCAGGCCGGGGAAAAGUGCUGCAAGUCAGGCUGUGGCCGCUUCUGUGUCCCGCCCGUUCAGCCACCAGAACUGGCCACAAACCCCAACUGGACCCUCCGCUCUGAUUCUGCCUUAGAGACCCCAGUGCCUUAGCUGUCCUGAUUUGUCCUGAGCUGCUUCGGUGACUACAGGGGGCUUGUCCUGGCUGCCAGGAGAGGGUGACGUCCUGGGGCUGUGACCCUCCCGGGGGCUCUCGUUGCCCUCUCUGCCCUGCUUCUGUUCCUGCUGCUGCCCUGAGCACUGGAAACAGUCGUGGGUUUGAGCAAUGGUGUGUGGCGCUGCUUUUCCCCAAUAAAGACUGUGCUGACCUUCUUG
This is a messenger RNA of Leptonychotes weddellii (Weddell seal), 713 nucleotides long. The record is from RefSeq and is a predicted model, not a curated record. Lineage: Eukaryota; Metazoa; Chordata; Mammalia; Carnivora; Phocidae.